CAAGAGGGUGUCAUGACUAAAUAAGUCUCGUUGCCAUUGGCAACUGCUCGGUCAUGUGGUUCUAAACCCGCGUAACAUAAAAACAAAUACGACUCGAGUCACACAAUCGAUUUCAUUUUUUGUGAACUCGCCAAUGCGUUGCCACCUGCUCACAGCCACGGUCUGUUUUGAGUCGUAGCUUGUAGCGCGCACGCCAAACUAGCGAGGAGUGUGAUACCAAGUAUCUUUCUACCCGUUUCCAACAGAGAAAGGCUUCAUCCGUUUUCUUCAAGGAUGGGUGCCACACUUUCCAUUAAUCGGAAAGAUUUGCUCCACGAAUAUUCCAUAUGGAAUCUCAAAGCUCGCGAGAGCGCCAAAUCGUACCACUGCAAGUACUGUUAUCAUGUCACUAGCGACGUCCAUGCCAAAGAGAACAAGGCGCCGCAAACGACGUGUGACGCGCUUGCCGCGUACCUCCACAAAUGCGCCAAUGUAGGCAAGAAGAAGAUGAAGUCCAAAAUCGAACCAGCACCGGCGAAAUCUAACAAGCCUAAGGAAAGCGAAACAGAGAAAACCGACGCAGCACCGCCGGUUCUCGGGCAGAACCGAGAAGUUAAACUGCCAAUCACUUCGACAGACUCCAAGCAAGUUGUCAGCGAGGUCGUUGCUGUUCCUUCUACGAAGGCCAAACAGCCGAUUUCUUCGUUUAUGAUCAGCAGCGACGCCCUGCGCUGUCUUGGAAACUUCGUCCGCUGCCACUGCAAGAAUAUAACGCGAUUCCGCGCGUCAGAAGUGAUUUUAUGGCUGCGAGGAGUUGACAGGGCGUUACUCUUGCAAGGAUGGCAGGAUCAAGCUUUUCUGACACCACCCAAUCUUGUCUUCUUAUUUAUGCUGCUUAAAGAAACUCUGUCGGACAAAAUCCCAAACCAAGCUCAGUUGCGCGCGGAAAUUUUAACAUGCCUCUACAUGGCAUACACGUACAAUGGCCCGGAAAUAAGCUACCCGUUAAAGCCAUUUCUCGUGGAUGGAGACCGGCGAGCGUUCUGGGACCGAUGUAUGCUUAUAACAAACAACUUGAGCGAUAAAAUGCUCCAGAUGAACAGAGAGCCGAAAUUCUUUGGUGAACUCUUGGUGGAAUUAAAAAAUUACAGUGGAACUGUCAUUGACAGAAGAGAUGGCUAGGAAAAAUAUACCGAGCCCUUUGCUUAUUGGAAACUGAAGUGUUCUUCUGGCUUCAAAAACUAAGGGGUAAAUAAUUUUCGUGACCAAUACAAACUACAAGGUAAAAAAAAUUGAAUCGGGCUAGAAUUAAAUGUAGAGUAUAUUCUAAAUAACUUUGAGGAGGUUUCAAUACUAACAAUGUGCGUCGCUUUUCAUCAAAACUAAACUUCCCUCUGUUUUGAAACAUUGCAGCUGAUUUUCUACAGUUCAUAACUAAUUCAGUGUGUCUUGGCUUUGAAAAAUUACAAUAGCACAGUAAACAAGACGCUGCAAAACUACCACUCCUGACCUUCAAUGCAUUUGGGUUUUUGCCUGUUAAUUUUUCCGGUCAAAUAAUUCAGCGUAGAGUGAAUCACCUUGCCGAGGAUGGACGACUAAUGGGGAAAAACUGUGCGGUUUCUUUCGUUUAUAAAUAUGAAAUGAAAGUCAAGUUUACCUAGUUGAAACGCGCUACAUCCUUCUUGAUAAUUCUUUUUUUGAAAAAGUAAGUUGUUUUGAGCGAUAAAAGGAGUAGCUCGCAAAACAUAGAUCGCCGAUGUGUAUGUAAAAUAGAGAUUUUAUUCAAAACAAAAGAAAAUGAUGAUUAAAAUGUUUAUUUAUAACAAAA
Orbicella faveolata is the source of this 1807-nucleotide messenger RNA. RefSeq names its product cyclin-dependent kinase 5 activator 1-like. The record is from RefSeq and is a predicted model, not a curated record. Gene Ontology annotation, molecular function: protein kinase binding; cyclin-dependent protein serine/threonine kinase activator activity. Gene Ontology annotation, biological process: axon guidance. Gene Ontology annotation, cellular component: protein kinase 5 complex; growth cone; cytoplasm. Lineage: Eukaryota; Metazoa; Cnidaria; Anthozoa; Scleractinia; Merulinidae.